AAUAUGAUAAACUCCAAAAGGAAAAGAAAAUAUAAUACAGAAGAAUACACGGAACAACAUUUCAUUUUGAACCACAUAAAUAUUAAGGUACCAAUAGGCAUACUAAUAUAUACAUGCACAGGAAGGAAAACACUAUACUUAUCCAUUGGAUGGAAACUGCACUUAGAAAAGGUGUCGCAUAACAUAACUACCGAGGGCAAAAAUGUUUAACUACAAUUCACAUUGCUAUGGGACCGUGUAGAGAAAUAUGUAAAUUUAGGUCACUUCAACUCUCACAUGAAUAAAUAUAAAUGUCUAAUCAGGUCUGGGGUUGAGAAUGAUUGGCAUCAUGUCGUCAUAUUAAGAUAAUAAAGACUGAAAAUUAUGAUUAUAAGGGAUCACUUGUUUCACACACUUUUUCCUUAGUACUCUAAGAUGCCUCAAACGACACUGAUUUCACUCGUUUUCGUUCAGUUUGCUACGCCGUCGUCACUAUUUCUGACGACUUUUCCGGCAAACGACCACCCUUCGCUCCUUCAAAGAAACACCAAGCGUUUCUAUUCAUCUUCCUCCGCCGCCGCUGCUCGUUUCUAUUUGUAUUCAUCCACCGCUGCUGCCGCCAUGGUUGUUCACGCAAAGGAUGAAUCCUACCUAGCCGCCUCAAUCCCUAAGCGCGUCCGUAUCUUCGAAUCGAUUCAGGAGGAGCAGCAGAUUCGCCUGCUUUCCCCAUCUCCAGAUCUGAUUAAGGCAACACUUCUUGAUGGAAACGUGAAGGAAGGAAAGAAACGGCAAACUACUCAUUUGGACGUUGCUCGUGAAAUGAUAGAGCAGAGCCCAUUCCUAUCAUGAAAUCUCAAAGAAUUUGGCCAAUA
Cicer arietinum (chickpea) is the source of this 851-nucleotide messenger RNA. Lineage: Eukaryota; Viridiplantae; Streptophyta; Magnoliopsida; Fabales; Fabaceae. The record is from RefSeq and is a predicted model, not a curated record.